Molecule: messenger RNA, 396 nt
Organism: Saccostrea cuccullata (small rock oyster)
Lineage: Eukaryota; Metazoa; Mollusca; Bivalvia; Ostreida; Ostreidae
Exons: 2
Coding region: 1-396 (131 amino acids)
Source: RefSeq, a predicted model, not a curated record
AUGCCGGAAGGGUGCCUUGAAGGAGGGUACGAGGCAGACGGCAAAAUACUAUAUGUCGUAGCUGCCUACGUUGAUGGCACCUUUACACCUGGAAAAUACGGUCAUCAUCUUAGUGGAGCCUGUAUUCCCUGGGAGCACGCCUCCGACGGAAACAUUCCCCAAAAUGCUCUAAGGGUGGAUGAGGAGAUGCCCAGUAAGGGUGAAGGGCUAUACAUUGGUCGUGUCAACCAUGCGGGGAGUCUUAUUCCAUGUAAAGUUCAUAGAUCGCACAAAUGUGCUUAUUUUGGUUAUGAUGGGAAAGAACACAAAGCCAAGGAGUAUGAGGUGCUCGUCUGCACAUUGAAGUCUGGUCAACCAGGGGAGGAGGGGGAGGGGCAGAAAGAGCUCAAGGAAUAG